CGUUGCUUCUGCUUCUUCACUCUUCACCAUAAUCAGCGUAACGCGCUCUCAUGCCUUCCUUGACCUCCAAGCCCAUCCUUUCAUGGAAGACCCGCUUCUCACUCUCCUUUCUCACUUUAGUCAUCAAAAUCGCUCGCCGUCCUGACGGUACCCUUAAUCGCCGUCUCAUGAGCUUCGUCGACCACAAAACCAGCCCGAAUCCAAAACCGAUUAAAGGUGUCAAAUCCUCCGACGUUACCGUCGACCCCACUCGAAACCUCUGGUUCAGACUUUUCACACCCACUUCGGUCACCACUUCUUCGUCUCUCCCUGUCGUUGUUUUCUUCCACGGCGGUGGGUUCACGUAUCGUUCAGCCGCUUCCUUCAUGUACGACGCCCUUUGCAGACAGCUCGCCCGUAAGUGUGCUGCUAUUGUCAUCUCUGUGAAUUACCGACUCACACCGGAACAUCGGUAUCCUGCUCAAUACGACGACGGGUUUGACGUCCUCCAGUUUCUCGACCAAAACGGCGGUGUUUUGCCGGAUAUUGCUGAUUUGUCGGAGUGCUUCUUGGCGGGUGAUAGUGCCGGCGGGAACUUGGCCCAUAACGUGGCCGUGCGGGUCUGUCGGAACAGGCUCCAGAAUGUGCAAGUUAUAGGGCAGAUUUCGAUCCAGCCAUUUUUCGGAGGAGAGGAGAGGACCGAAUCCGAGACCCGACUUGUUAACGUCCCGCUGAUUUCAGUCGAGAGGACCGAUUGGAUAUGGAAGGUGCUGCUGCCGGACGGGUCCAACCGAGACCAUGAAGCGGUUAACGUGAGCGGACCGAAUGCGGUGGAUAUAUCGGGGAUGGAUUAUCCGGAUACGAUCGUGUUCGUGGGUGGUUUUGACCCGUUGCAGGAUUGGCAGAGGAGGUACUACGAGUGGUUAAAGAAAUCCGGGAAAGAGGCAGAAUUGAUCGAGCAUCCAAACAGCAUUCAUGCAUUUUAUGUAUAUCCAGAAUUGCCUGGAGCUUCACAGCUGAUUUCCCAAGUCAAGGAUUUCAUCAAUAAAUGCUUGUCCAAGCUGUAAUUAUGACAU
Prosopis cineraria is the source of this 1055-nucleotide messenger RNA. RefSeq names its product probable carboxylesterase 18. The record is from RefSeq and is a predicted model, not a curated record. The coding region runs from base 51 to 1046 and encodes 331 amino acids. Gene Ontology annotation, molecular function: carboxylic ester hydrolase activity. The transcript has a single exon. Gene Ontology annotation, biological process: pollen tube growth. Lineage: Eukaryota; Viridiplantae; Streptophyta; Magnoliopsida; Fabales; Fabaceae.